Messenger RNA from Strongyloides ratti, 1419 nucleotides. Its product is annotated as Schwannomin interacting protein 1 family-containing protein. The record is from RefSeq and is a predicted model, not a curated record. Lineage: Eukaryota; Metazoa; Nematoda; Chromadorea; Rhabditida; Strongyloididae. Gene Ontology annotation, biological process: positive regulation of hippo signaling. Bases 1 to 1419 code for a protein of 472 amino acids. Gene Ontology annotation, cellular component: cell junction; plasma membrane. The transcript has 4 exons.
AUGAUUGGUAAAUGUUAUAACAAUGUUAGAACAGAUAAUAAUAAUAAUAAUAAGGAAACAAAAAUAUUAAAAAAUGAGAGUAGUAGUGACUUAUUGAUAAGAGAGAAAUUAUCUCAAGAUAUAAUUAAUUUUCAAAAUGAUAAUAGUGAAGAUUAUAAUAUUAAUAAAGAUUUUGAAAAUAGUAUAAAUACACAAAGAGAGAUAAAUAUUCUGGAUGAUAACUUGGUAAAUAGUUAUGAGAGCCUUCAUAUUUCUAAUGAUAUAAAGGAUUCCUCAACAUCACUAUCUGAAUGUUCAUUACAAUUAUCAGUUAGUAGUUUUGAACAAACAUCACUUGAAAAUUUAAUAAUGUCUGAAGAAAAUUCAAAUGAAAAUUUUGUUAAAGAUUAUACAUUUGAAAAAGAAUCACAAAAAAUAAAUGAUAAUAAAAAAUUGGUUAUGGAGGAGAUAGAAAAAAUUGAAUGUAAAUUACCUGAAUUAGAUUUUAAAAAAAUUGAAGAAACAUUGCAUAAUUCUGCCAUUGAACAUGAUAUGAUAUCGAGGCGAUUAUUAGGUGACCAAGUUCGUAGGCGAUUAGCAUUACAAUAUGAAGAAUUAAUAUGUGAACCAUCACCACCUAUAAAUACAUAUCCUAAAAAGUCUAAUUUUGGUGAAAGACUUCAGGCAGCAAAUAAACUUCAGAUUUGUUACUUAAAUGAAUUACAUUAUGAAAAUAAUACUUCACAAAAUUGUUCAAACACCUUCUAUAAGACUAAAAGCAAAUCAGCUCCAAAUAUAAAAAGCAAUCAUUCCUCAAAUAAAAAUAUAUAUCUAAAUAAACCAUUCUUAAUUCCUAAUUCCUCAAAAGAGAUAUACAACAAUAAUAAUAAUGAAAUAAAUAAUGAAAUACAAAAAAAGCCACCUGACAAUAAAAAAUCUUAUGAAAUUUUAUUAAAAGCCAAAGAAUCCGUCAAACUCCAAUUUGAUUUUGAAAAAAAAGCCGGAAGAUUUAUUUCAUGUAAAGAUAUGUUAAAUAAAAAAUUUACUAGAAUUGAAUUGACUAAAAAAAAUAAUUUAGAAUUAAUUAAUUUAUAUAAUGAAUUGCAAAGAAAAGUUGACACUCAAAAUAAUACUUUGGUGAAACUUUUAAUAGAAAGAGAUAUUUUACAUAUGCAACAGGAUUCAUUAAUUUGUGAUAUUGAUGAUUUAUUACAUAGUAGAAAUAGUACAAAACAAAUUUCUAAAUUACCAAAUUUUAUGUCACUGGAGGAUGACUUUUUGGAAGAAAUUACAGAAGAUAAGGAAAUAAAUGAUAAUAAUAAAUCUGCCACAGCUCACAACACCCCAAGGGCAGAGAAUGACAAAAUUUUUGGUGGCCUAAAAUUGUCAAAUUCCUAUCCAGCCGGUUUUUUAAAUAUUUUUGGAUUUUUUAAAAAAUAA